Messenger RNA from Sinocyclocheilus grahami, 1897 nucleotides. Its product is annotated as myosin-IIIa-like. The transcript is spliced from 19 exons. NCBI's taxonomy places the organism in Eukaryota, Metazoa, Chordata, Actinopteri, Cypriniformes, Cyprinidae. The annotation marks the transcript as partial. Gene Ontology annotation, molecular function: microfilament motor activity; ATP binding; protein serine/threonine kinase activity. The record is from RefSeq and is a predicted model, not a curated record. Gene Ontology annotation, cellular component: filopodium tip; stereocilium tip; photoreceptor inner segment. Gene Ontology annotation, biological process: peptidyl-serine phosphorylation; positive regulation of filopodium assembly; regulation of actin filament length.
AUGAUAGUGUUCUCUUGCAGUGUUCCAGUUGAGAUUCACACUCAGUGGCAGCAGCAGGAAUCCGCUCCAUACUCCCCCAGCACAGCGGUACCUUCGAUGGAGGGUUUACUCAACAGUGUUAUGCUGACCAUCACCAAACUUCAGUGCCUACUGGAGAGCAAACAGGAGAGGAUUGAAGCUCUGGAGAGACAGGUGCAGGACCUACAGGAGGAUCGCAAGUUCCUCCGCUCACAGAUCGAGAACCUCACUGGCGCUCGCUUGGUUUCAGUGCCAGAAGUAGUGGAUCCAAUCCAGGACAUUGAUGAGGAAAUUGAAGCUGAAUAUAACAUCCUCAGAACUCUCUCAGACCAUCCCAAUGUCGUCAAGUUUUUUGGAAUGUUCUACAAGAAGGAUGUCAAGAUCGGAGACCAGCUAUGGCUAGUGCUAGAGUUGUGUAAUGGAGGGUCUGUCACAGAUCUGGCUAAAGGUAUGUUGAAAAGAGGAGACCGCAUGGAGGAACCCAUCAUUGCCUACAUCCUACAUGAAGCACUCAUGGGUCUCCAGCAUUUACACAUCAAUAAGACCAUCCAUCGAGAUGUCAAGGGCAACAACAUCCUGCUCACCACAGGAGGAGGAAUCAAGAUGGUUGACUUUGGGGUAUCGGCCCAGCUUACAAACACUCGGCUAAGGAGGAACACCUCAGUCGGAACGCCCUUCUGGAUGGCACCUGAGGUCAUCGCGUGUGAGCAGCAGCUCGACUCCACGUAUGACGAGCGCUGUGACGUGUGGUCUCUCGGGAUCACGGCCAUAGAGCUGGGUGAUGGAGACCCGCCCCUGGCUGAUCUUCAUCCAAUGAGAGCUCUCUUCAAAAUUCCAAGAAAUCCUCCACCCACCCUACACCAACCAGAGCUCUGGUCAAACGAUUUUAACGAUUUUAUAUGCAAGUGUCUGAUAAAGGAUUUUGAGCUCAGGCCCAAUGUGUUUGACCUUCUUCAGCAUGUCUUCAUCAAACAGAUUGUGGGGCGAGAGAAGACGCUGCAGAAGCAGCUGAUGGAGCUAAUCGACCUCAACCAACAAAUGGGCGUUAUCGAGAAAACAAGGAUCUCUGCUGACUGCAGUACUGGCCAUUAUGGUUGCACCAGAGGCCCCCUCAUCACAACCCCUAAUUCUAAGAUUUACGUUGGAGCCAAAAGAACGUCCAACCCUCCUCAUAUAUAUGCAGUUGCAGACAUCGCAUAUCAGUCCAUGGUCUCCUAUAAUACUGAUCAGUGUAUUGUUAUCAGCGGAGAGAGUGGUGCUGGGAAAACAGAAAGCGCCCACCUAUUAGUCCAACAGCUGACUGUUCUUGGAAAGGCAAACAAUCGGACCCUCCAAGAGAAGAUUUUGCUGGUCAAUAGUCUGGUGGAGGCCUUUGGAAAUGCCUGUACUGUGAUCAAUGAUAACUCCAGUCGCUUUGGGAAGUAUCUGGAGAUGAAUUUCACAAGUGGAGGCACAGUGGUGGGAGCUCAGAUCUCAGAUUACCUCCUGGAGAAAUCCCGGGUCAUACACCAGGCCGUAGGGGAACGUAACUUCCACAUCUUCUAUUAUAUCUAUGCCGGUCUGGCAGAGAGGAAGAAACUCGGCCACUACAAGCUGUCAGACAGCAAAACUCCAAAGUAUCUCCACAAUGAGAAUGUUAAAUUAGUGCCUGACAUUGUGGGCAAUGCCUUCUAUAAGGAGCAGUUUGAGACAGUGGAGCAGUGCUUCAAAGUCAUCGGCUUCACACUAGAGGAGCUCGGGAGCGUUUACAGUACCUUAGCUGGGAUCCUAAAUGCAGGUGAUGUUGAGUUCACAUCAGUGGCUUCGGAACAUCAGACGGACAAAAGCAACAUUUCCAACAUGGCAGUACUAGAGAGUGCUGCAUCGCUGCUGUGUAUCC